CACAUUCUCUCCCUCUCACACACAGUCUCACACUCCCACACACACUCUCUUCCUCUCCCUCACACUCCCUUCCUCUCACACUCUCGCUCUCUCACACUCCCACACACACACUCUCGCUCUCUCACACUCCCACACACACACACACACACACGCUCGUUUCAGUCCACAAGCCAGCCACACAUCUGUUUCCACUGAGACGGAGCGGUGCUCACACACACCCCGCCACAACUUCCUGUUCCUCCAGUAACACGGAGGUCACUCCCUUCACCAAUAAACGGCGGCACCAAGGACACAGAGCGUGAGUGCUGGCCGAGGCACUGCUCUGCCCAGAAGCUCCCGGCCGGCCUUUAGCUUGACUUGCAGACAUGGAUCUGGUACUUUGGGCACUGACGAUGGGCCUGGCCCUUGUAGUUGGCUUGUCUGUGCUGCUGGUCUCUGGGGUCAUCUACGCCGUCUUCACAGACUCGGUUCUGCCCGCGGAUAUCCAGGGGCCAGGCAAACUCAGACUCAUCUAUGGAGUCCAGCUCGCCAUCGGCACUCUGGGAAACAUCAUCCAGAACCUGGGCUUCAGAACUCACAUCGCGGCUGUCCGGUACUUACGCAGAAAAGCACUCAGGUUGUCGCUGAAGAAAGAGGCCGGGCUGGUUACCCAGGACGUACGCUUUGACGGUGUACCCGUGAGGGUUUAUCAACCACCGUUAGCAGACACCGGCAAGAGUCGAGGAGUCCUGUAUUUUCACGGAGGAGGAUGGGUGUUUGGCAGUAUAAAUGAGUACGACCACCUGUGCCGAUACGUUGCCAGGGAAACGGGCUCAGUCGUGGUUUCUGUGGAGUACCGUCUUGCACCUGAGCACAGGUACCCCACCCAGUUUGAAGACUGCCUAAAGGCCACUCUGCACUUCAUGAGGAACGCGGCGAAUUACGGAGUGGACGACACCAGGAUCGUCGUGAGUGGGGACAGCGCUGGCGGCAACCUAACUGCAGCCGUCUGCCUGAGAGUCACUGACCUGGAGGAGACGACAGGGCUGCCACCCCUCCGAGCCCAGGUCAUGAUCUACCCGGCCCUCCAAACGGUUGACUUCAGCCUCCCCUCCUACCAGCAGAAUCAGUUGGUGCCACUCCUAUUCCGAACACGUAUGAUCUUCUUCUACCUGCAGUACCUGAACGGGGAUUUGUCGGUGGCCGAGGAAGUGUUGAAGGGCCAGCAUUUGUCUGUGCAGCUCAAAACCAAGUACAGGAGUUGGAUAAGCGCGGACCUGAUCCCUGACGAUUUUAAAGCCAGAGGUUACAGCCCCAGCCCUCUGCUGGCACACGAGGAAGAUGUCUUUAACAUUAUUCAACCCAGCUUGGAGCCGACCUUCUCCCCUCUUCUUGCCAGUGACGCUGCCGUCAAGAAGUUGCCCCCGGCAUACAUUCUGACGUGUGAGUUUGAUGUGCUUCGGGACGAUGGGCUGCUGUUCAAAAAGAGGCUGGAAGACAACGGUGUUCCUGUCACCUGGUACCACCUUCCAGAUGGUUUCCAUGGGAUAGUCAGCUUCUUCGAUAAUGGCUACCUGACGUUCCCAUCUGGAAAACGGGCUGUUGAUAACAUCAUCGCCUUCCUCAAGGACAUAUAAUGCAUCUUCAGUAAAGUGUAUUCUCAAUCUUUUUCCUUUGUAUAGCAAUAUAUAUGGUGUAAAA
Hypanus sabinus (Atlantic stingray) is the source of this 1680-nucleotide messenger RNA. RefSeq names its product arylacetamide deacetylase-like 4 (gene aadacl4). Gene Ontology annotation, molecular function: carboxylic ester hydrolase activity. Bases 366 to 1616 code for a protein of 416 amino acids. The record is from RefSeq and is a predicted model, not a curated record. Gene Ontology annotation, cellular component: membrane. NCBI's taxonomy places the organism in Eukaryota, Metazoa, Chordata, Chondrichthyes, Myliobatiformes, Dasyatidae. The transcript has 4 exons.